CCACUCUGCGCUCGGACUCUGCCAGGACAGACACUCGGGGGUCGGGCCGUAUGCGGGGGCGGGGCGGGCUAUGAGGCGAGUGCUGGGCCACCGGGGCAAUGCCGAGAGGCGGGGACACGGUGGGGACGCGGCGGCGGCUCCGCCAGGGCCAUCGCUGCCGGGGUCCCGGUGCCCGCAGGAGAACAGCCUGGUGUGCAGCAGGUGCGGUGGCAAAGCUCGCAGUGCCCAAGGCUGAGACCCCCGCCAUGGCCAGCCCCGGGAAGCCUGGGGCUGGGGAGAACCAGGAGGAGGAGGGGUGGGACAAGGGGCACGCCCCAGGGCCACUGGCAGCGACACUGGAGCAGGCCCAGGAGCUGUUUCUGCUGUGCGACAAGGAGGCCAAGGGCUUCAUCACCCGGCACGACCUGCAGGGCCUGCAGAGCGACCUGCCCCUCACGCCCGAACAGCUGGAGGCUGUGUUCGAAAGUCUGGACCAGGCGCACACCGGCUUCCUCACCGCUCGGGAGUUCUGCCUUGGCCUGGGGAAGUUGGUGGGGGUGGAGCCUGCCCCGGGUGCUCUGCCCUCCCAGGCUCCUCGGGCUCCAGAGGAAACCUUCGAGGCGGGCUGGUCGGAUGUGCGAGGCCCCCGGGGCUCCCUGGAGGAGGAGGACGAGGAGAGAUUCUGCUCUGCGCUGGAGCAGCUGGGGGUGGCCCGGGUCCUGGGCGAGCAGCGGGCAAUUCGGACGCUCUGGACCCAGCUGCAGCGUGAGCGACCCGAACUGCUGGGCUCCUUCGAGGACGUUCUGAUGCAGGCGUCGGCCUGCCUGGAGGAAGCGGCCCGAGAGCGGGAGGUCCUGGAGCAGGCGCUGCGGCGGCGGGAGAGCGAGCACGAGAGGGCGGUGCGAUGUCUGUACGAAGAUAUGGAGCGGCAGCUUGGCGAGCAGCGCCGGCGCCUGCGGAGUCAGGACGUCCCCCGGGAGGAGCGGAGAAGCCGCCUAGAGCUGGAGCUGCAGAGUCGCGAGCAGGAGCUGGAACGCGCGGGGCUGCGGCAGCGGGAGUUGGAACAGCAGCUGCAGGCCCGGACCACCGAGCAGCUGGAGGCGCAGGCGCAGAACGCCCAGCUGUGGCUGGCCAACGAGGCGCUGCGGGCGCAACUGGAAGGGGUGCAAGAGCAGCUCCGCAGACUGGAGAGCGACUUGCUGGGCCGUCGGGAGCAAACCCAACGAGACGUGGUCGCGGUCUCGAGGAACAUGCAGAAAGAGAAGCUCAGCCUCCUGCGGCAACUGGAACUGCUCAGGGAGCUGAACACGAGGCUACGAGACGAGAGGGACGUCUGUGAGGCCGAGCGGCUGGGCAGUGGCCGCAGGAAGGCUCUGACCACGGCCCCCCUGCUGGGGCCCACCUGCUGCUGUUCCUGCUGUUGUAGUAGCUGGGCUCGCCCCCCCAGACGCGGCUCUGGCCACCUUCCCAGUGCCCGCUGACCAGCCCGAGUGACUCACUGGGCGUUACUUGGUUACUCGGAGAAGCUGCCCCUUGAAGGCGACUCCUCGUGGCUGGGGGCUGCCCAUCCUGGCUGUGGGUUCUACCCAGUAGGUUGCCUGGCCUGCCUGACUUGCAGACGUGAAGGAACUAAUCCUGGGUGGUCAGGGUCUCACCGUGCCUCCCUGCCGGUCCUCACCCUACCCCCAUCCCAUCAAAACCAGCAGAAAACUCCCUCUUCCAAAUAAAGUCCACUGACUUCGA
Molecule: messenger RNA, 1722 nt
Organism: Globicephala melas (long-finned pilot whale)
Lineage: Eukaryota; Metazoa; Chordata; Mammalia; Artiodactyla; Delphinidae
Gene: CRACR2B
Product: calcium release activated channel regulator 2B
Cellular component (GO): trans-Golgi network membrane
Molecular function (GO): calcium ion binding
Source: RefSeq, a predicted model, not a curated record